AUGGCUCCCAAGCUGAACAUCGACGAUCAACAGGCAGCUGCCAUAUUAGCCAAUAUCUGGCACAUCCAGAAUGACGCAGACAAACGCCUUUGGACUGCCAAAGCCGAAGCCAAACACAGAGAAGCCGCAGAAGAGGAAGCACAACACCAACAAGCGCUGAAAGCAGAACAAGAAGCUGCCAUUCAAGAAGAACGCAAGAAGAACAAAGCCAAGUAUGCCCCAAUCAAGGAUAUGAAGUCAGGCGAGUACUGCAAACUCUUUUAUUUCACAAACAGCGGCCUGGAAGAAGCAUCAUGCUCUACUCUCACAGCUGAUGACGACGCUCUCAUCAUGAUGCAUGCCUCCGAUGGUCUGCAUAAAUGGGUACCCGCUGGCACCAUCAGAGACCCUAAAGCCCAAGUCAUCAAGGAUGAAAAUAUAACAUGGGAACAAUUCAAUGAAUCUACUAAUGACUGGCCGGACGACAGGAUUAACAUGCACAUUUCCUUUUGGUCCGCAUUGCAGAACCACAGAUGGUGUCACAAUUUUGACGCGCACAAACAGCGUGCUUUGUUGCUUUACCAAGCACAGCAACGUGCGUUUCAUCCUUGUAAUCUUUCAACUUAG
Suillus fuscotomentosus is the source of this 606-nucleotide messenger RNA. RefSeq lists its product as uncharacterized. The record is from RefSeq and is a predicted model, not a curated record. The transcript is spliced from 6 exons. The coding region runs from base 1 to 606 and encodes 201 amino acids. Lineage: Eukaryota; Fungi; Basidiomycota; Agaricomycetes; Boletales; Suillaceae.